AUGGCUCUUGUGGUGGGGGACUCCAGGGUUGCUGCUGAUUUUCUCAUCAGGCUGUCUCAGAGCUGUUCCAGGUGCCUCAGAGCCCUGUACCGAGUGCUGUGGAGCUUGAAGCUGAGCCUCUGAUCAGUGCUGGUCUCUGGGAUUAGUCUGCAGGGAGAACUGGUGCUGUGGGAUGAAAGCCAAGCUGAGCCUUCCUUGUACAGCCACAGCCAGCAGAAGUCCUCAGAAGAACUGGCAGAGUGUGACAAGGACCUGCUAAUCCCUCUGCAGCUGCUGGAGAUGCCAGAGGGCCCGUCAGUGAGGAAGUUCCAGCUGCUGACCUCCCCUUUUGUGGGACAAGUGGUGGCCAAGGUGGGGGGAAGCAGCCGGAAGCUCAGUGUGAAUGACCUGAAUGCCCUGAGGCUCCAGGACUCCCAGGUUCAUGGGAAGAACUUGUACCUGGCAUUUGUGGCAGCUGAAGGUCCUGUUGGAUCAACUGCAGAAGAGACAGCGCUGCAAAGCGAGGCUGCUUGUGGGGCACACUGUCCUGCCCAGGGACAGCAAGGACAGGAUGAUACUCCGCAUUCCCAUUCCCAGGAUGAGGAGCUGCAGGAAGCCCAGCACUCAAGAUCUGAAGGCCCAGAGGCAGCAGAGGGUCGGGGCAAUUGGCUGCGCAUCCACUUUGGCAUGUUCGGCAGCGUCCGGGCAAAUGAGUUCUCAAGGGCAAGCAGAGCCAAUAAAAGGGGGGACUGGAAGGAUCCUGUGCCCAGGCUGGUUCUGCAUUUUGAGAGUGGAGGCUUCCUUGUUUUCUACAACUGCCGGAUGCUCUGGUGCUCCUCUCCGAGGGCUGAUCCUGCUUCUGACAUCCUGUCUGUGGAAUUCCACCGUGGCCGGGCGCUGCGUGCCCUCUGUGCACCCGAUCCCAUCUGCUACACUCUUCUAGACCAAAGAUAUUUUUCAGGGCUGGGGAACAUCAUUAAGAAUGAGAUCUUGUACCUGGCCAGGAUCCACCCGUUAACACCAGGCUCCCUCUUGGCUCUCUCGGAUCUGGAGCGUCUGCUGGACUGCGCCGUUCAGUUCAGCUCUGAGUGGCUGCACAACAAACUGCGUGGCCAAGGGCUGCACCCCCAGGUGUACCAGAAGGAGCAGUGUCCCCUUGGGCAUCCCCUGAGGAAGGGCACUUUUGGACCCUCAGGUGGCUUCAAGAGACUGACGUGGUGGUGCCCUCAGUGCCAGCCUGCAGUGCUGCCAGGGGAUGGGGACCCUUCCCCAGUCACUGAGUGA
This is a messenger RNA of Onychostruthus taczanowskii (white-rumped snowfinch), 1263 nucleotides long. RefSeq names its product nei like DNA glycosylase 2 (gene NEIL2). NCBI's taxonomy places the organism in Eukaryota, Metazoa, Chordata, Aves, Passeriformes, Passeridae. Gene Ontology annotation, cellular component: nucleus. The record is from RefSeq and is a predicted model, not a curated record. The transcript is spliced from 5 exons. Gene Ontology annotation, biological process: base-excision repair. Gene Ontology annotation, molecular function: damaged DNA binding; DNA N-glycosylase activity; DNA-(apurinic or apyrimidinic site) endonuclease activity.